Oncorhynchus keta (chum salmon) is the source of this 2935-nucleotide messenger RNA. Its product is annotated as acid-sensing ion channel 4-A. The transcript is spliced from 11 exons. Gene Ontology annotation, biological process: sodium ion transmembrane transport. Bases 374 to 1996 code for a protein of 540 amino acids. Gene Ontology annotation, molecular function: ligand-gated sodium channel activity. The record is from RefSeq and is a predicted model, not a curated record. NCBI's taxonomy places the organism in Eukaryota, Metazoa, Chordata, Actinopteri, Salmoniformes, Salmonidae. Gene Ontology annotation, cellular component: membrane.
CCUGCCUCUUUUAGCUUGACUCAAAAUGCUGCAUUUUCAUGUGUGGGUCUGAAGCGGAGAGCAAGGGUGUUUUUUUGACAGCUGUAUUACUGCUGAUAAGCAAGACUCUGCGAGAUGAUCAAGUACUGAGACACGCAUCCAGAACAGCAGCACAGCAGCACUAUUCACUACGAGCAGUGGCAGUCAGUAGCAGCAGCAGGAGCAGUGGCAGCACUAACAGCAGCAGCAGCAACAGCAACUCUCUCGUGCCUUUUUCUUCUUCUUUGUGGAGUUGUAAUCUGUUCUGAGGACAACAGCCGGAGAAGACGGGACAAGUGGAUCAGGGCUGACAGCUGUCAUCAAAACAACCCCAAACGCAGAGCUGGCUGCCCACAUGCCGAUCGAAUUUGUUUGCAAAAUCAAAUUUGCAGAGGAGGAUGAGAAGCAGAAAGGCAAGCAGGAUGGGGACAAGGAGAGCCUGAUUGAGGAGAGCUGCUCACCUCCAGCUAAGGACCUGGUCGGCUUCGCCAACUCCAGCUCUCUCCACGGGAUUAACCACAUCUUUGUCUCGGGGCGCCUGGGCAUUCGGCAGACCCUCUGGGCACUUGCCUUUUUGGCUUCUCUGGCACUCUUUCUGUACCAGGCGGCAAAGUGUGCCAUCUCUUACCUGGAGCACCCUCACGUCACCGCUCUGAAUGAGGAAGCGAGCCCUGAGAUGGUCUUUCCCGCUGUGACCAUCUGCAACAUCAACCGCUUCCGCUUCUCCGCUCUCACCGACGCCGACAUCUACCACCUGGCUAACCUCACAGGUCUACCACCAAAAAACCGGGAUGGCCACAAACCCACCGAUUUGGACUAUCCUGCGCCGGACAUGCAGGACAUCUUCAACCGGACAGGACAUCAGCUGGACGAGAUGCUGAAGAGCUGCAACUUCAGUGGACAGAACUGCUCUGCUGAGGACUUCUCUGUGGUCUACACCAGAUACGGAAAAUGUUACACUUUCAACGGGAACAAGUCGACGUCCAGGAAGACCAAGCAAGGUGGAAUGGGAAAUGGCCUGGAGAUUAUGUUGGAUAUUCAACAGGACGAGUAUCUCCCCAUCUGGAAAGAGACAAAUGAGACGUCGUUAGAGGCAGGGAUCCGCGUGCAGAUCCACAGCCAGGAUGAGCCUCCCUACAUUCACCAGCUGGGCUUCGGAGUCUCCCCGGGAUUCCAGACCUUUGUUUCAUGUCAGGAACAAAGGCUGACCUACCUGCCCCAGCCCUGGGGGAACUGCCGCUCCACCAGCGACCAGAUGAUCCCGGGAUACGACACCUACAGCAUCAGUGCCUGCCGCCUGCGCUGCGAGACCAGGGAGGUGCUCCGGGAGUGCAACUGCAGGAUGGUGCACAUGCCCGGAACUGCCGAUAUCUGCACUCCCAGUAACAUCAAGUGUGUUGACAAGGCGCUUGCCCUUCUCCAGAAGAGCACUGGGGACACCUGUCCCUGUGAGACACCAUGCAACCUGACCCGCUACGGCAAGGAACUCUCCAUGGUCAAGAUCCCCAGCAAGGGCUCCGCUCGCUACCUGUCCAGGAAGUACGACAAGUCUGAGGAGUAUAUCAGAGACAACUUUCUGGUGCUGGACAUCUUCUUCGAGGCUCUUAACUACGAAACAAUUGAACAAAAAAAAGCGUACGAUGUUGCAGGUUUACUAGGUGACAUUGGAGGCCAGAUGGGCUUGUUCAUUGGAGCCAGUAUUUUGACAAUCUUAGAAAUUUUGGAUUAUGUUUACGAGGUGAUCAAGCACAGGCUGCAGCGUCUGCUGAGGCCACAGAAGGAUGAGAAGAAACAACAGACGACCACGGUUGCAACUGUGGAUCUGCAAGAUAUGAAAGCCAGUAAGGAUUACAUCCCCCCAGAGGCAACUCCAAUUCCCAGGUCCCUCUCUCAUGAGGAACAAAAUUACUUCUCGAGUUCAUAUAAAAUCAUCCAAAAUCAUCCAUUUUCCCUAGAUGUAAAAAAAUCAUCUACAUGAAAUAUCUACCAUUACAUCAAAGGAGUCCAGUGAUAUGACCAUGACCAGAAGUCAUCCUGAAGGAGCUUACGCCAAUACGAUUCUACCGAACCACCAUCUCCCCCAUCACCAAGGACAGCCACAUGGAGUGUUUGAGGACUUUGCCUGCUAGAGCCGGCGGCCAUCUUUCCAUCCUGAUGACAACAAAAGUUGUGUCCUCUCUGGGCUGGAUCGGGCAUCAAAACAGACCCUGGGACCUCAGUUCUAUACCUUUCUUGCUGUCACCAGUGAAAAAGCUACAGCCAAAGUUGAACACCAAACCUGUGCUGCAAACAGACCACUUGUAUGUAAGCACAGAUUGGACCCCACAUUACUGUCCAGCUGGAGACGCCCACCUUCAAUCUUCCUACAAUUGACAGCUGGCCACUCUGCGAUUUCUAUACUGGUUAUUUUGGUACAUGGUCACCACAUGGGAACAAGACAAGGACUGCAUGUCAUUUUGAGCCAUCUUGAUUCAUUUCUACUCAACUCCAGUAUCUUGAUUUGUGUACCUUUCUUAAUUUGUUAUUAUUAUUCUCAAUAAGUUCUCACUCAGCUCACUGUUUUUGAAUCAUUGUAAAAUAUGUCAUUAUUUGAUGAGAUAUCAUUUCCCCUUUAUGUUGUAUACAAGAUGAGUAUAAGACAGUCGGUCAUAUUCAAUCGAACCAUUAUACAGAGAUAUCAAACAAAAUCAGAGGAAUUACAUUGAUAUUUUGGCGUGUUAAAACCAUACUAUCCUCGCUUUGAUGAUAGGGCCCAUACUGCGUACCAGCUAUACACUAUUUAGUAUUUAUUAGGAUCCCCAUUAGCUGCUGCCAAGGUAGCAGCUACUCUUCCUGUGGUCCAAGCAGGGUUAAAACAAUUACAUCACAACCAAACACAACAGCUGAAAUCAUAAAUAAAACAACGCAUCAUACAAUA